AUGCUGCUGUCCCUGACCUGUCCGGCCGCUCAAGGCGAGCCGGAACCGAAGCGCGCCGCCGAGAUUGCCUCGCGCGCGAACGACUGGCUCGCCUCCGAGGUCAAACGCAAUCCGCAGCGAUUCGGUGCCUUGGCCGCUCUCUCCAUGCACAGCGGCGCAGAGGCGGCCAGGGCGAGAACCAGACGGCGUAUGGCGCCCGACGGCACCUCAUCGGAGGAGCCGUUCAAUUCCAACUGGACCUCAGCUUCCAUAUCUACGCGCUUUGCUCGAGCGCGAAACGUAAGGCCCCCUUGUUCCCUUUCCGAGCUGGAAACCGACUCAUCUUCGUUCUUAAGUGCUCCUUUCAACCUCUGGCGCGCCUGCCACUGGUAUAAUAAGCCGGUCAAACAGGAUACCCGACCGUCGAAGGAGGUCUAUGCCUACUACUUCAAGCACAAUGUCUCCAUCACACAUUACCCAUAUGACACGGUCCAGGAAGCCCAGGACUGGUGGAAGACCGUAGACCUACCCGACGCGCAAAAGAAGCUCGUUGCCCGAGAGAACGCCAUAAAGUUGUUCAAGCUGCCGCUUGAGCUUUAG
Aspergillus affinis is the source of this 579-nucleotide messenger RNA. Its product is annotated as amidohydrolase-like protein 2. The transcript is spliced from 3 exons. Lineage: Eukaryota; Fungi; Ascomycota; Eurotiomycetes; Eurotiales; Aspergillaceae. Bases 1 to 579 code for a protein of 192 amino acids. The record is from RefSeq and is a predicted model, not a curated record.